UUACAUUCAAUUUUAUUUAUUUCUAUUAUAAUCUGCAACAUCAAAUUUUAACGUACAAUGUUAAUUUGUACAAUCCAAAUUAUUCGUCUGGCACCACUGAUUCAGCAGUCGCCGUUCUGGGCUGGGAACGUCAAUACUCAAUAUAAUAUACCUAUACAUACAUACAAUUUACUAACACUACGGCCACGGUCAUCACACACAAUCACACGGGAGGUAGACAUACACACACACAGACACGGAGUUUUCGUGCUGCAGCAGUUACUUAAUUCAUGGUCACCACUCAACAGUAGUGCGUUACGUUCUAUUGUCACCUAUUAGUCGCGUCCCAUAUUCUUCGAUCUUAAAUACUAUUAAUGUUAUUGUUUGAGCCGCCGUCCAAUUAAUCCGUAAAUCCGAUCAGCAGUCGUGAAUCGUGCACAACGGUAAGUCGAUUCGUCGUUUCCGUAGUACUACAUGUUAUUAUUAUAUUUUUAAGUCUUAUUUAAGAACGACGUUAAUAUUUUUAUUUACCUGUUUCGUCGGGAGGUCGGGAUGCUGCCGCCAUCCGGGAAACCCUCCUAUACUCGUAUAAAACGCAGUGACCUUCCUCUCCCAGUACAUUUCGGUUUCUGUUCAUUAGUCAUUACAUUAGUGUUCUUAUGAAAUUAUUAAAAUUAUUUUAUUUUAACGUAAAUUACAUAUUUUAAAUAUUUCGCUUUAUGGGGGCCCGAGCAGGUCGAUAGUAAAUAAUAUCGUUUUAUUAUGAAGGCCGAAGGGUGUUCGCCGUUUGGACCGAACGUAUUACGCAUAUUGCCCUCCCCUCCCCCUCCUCCUAGGAGACGAAUCAACUUCGCCACUGAUAAAAUUAACAAUAACAUUGUGUUAUUGUUGUUAUAAUAUUUUUAUUACGAUUUUUUCGACGCCAACCUCGUAAUGGACGGAAAGUAUCAAUCGUAAUAAUUAAUAAUCCUAGAUGGAGAGGAACGGGUGAGGUGCUGCUGUUUAUUACAGACAUCCGCAGGCUAUCCGUGGUCAACGCUAUUCGCUUGAAAUCGUUAGUAGCCGACCGAAAUUGUCUAGAUUCGAUACUCGCAACGUAGUUCUAAAGCUUUUCCGUAAUCGUCGCGUUUUGUUUCGCUAUUUUUUUUUUUUUCUAUAAUUACGGCACCUGUUCUUGGACGGUUUUAAUUUUUGUCACAAAGUGCUUACGUUGUUACUCGCGUAAAAUAAAAUACGACAUAUGGUAAUUUUAAAUUUGUAUUUCACAUAAUAUUGAUGUUUAUUGUUCCGAUGACAGUUUUGUUAUAAUACCUACACAUCUCUCUUUUAUUAUUAUUUUUUAUUUUGCAUUAGUCCAUCAUCUAGAAAGUAUAAUGUCAUUUUAUUACUGUAAAAAUAUCGCGUGCAGUAAUAUAUUAUUUAGUUAAAGUAAAUGUGCCUAAGUAAAGAGUAUAUAAUAUUAUAUUUAGUUUUCAAAAGAAAAGAAAAUUAUAUUUUUUAACAUCAUCACAUUGGUGUGUCCCGUGUGUAUUUGGGGCAGUAAAGUUAACGCCCGAUUUUUAAUUAUUAUAAUUGCUUAUAACAGUAGAAUCCGUUUAUUAUGAUGCCGUUUAUAACAAUAUUUCAGAUAAAACUUCACAGCCAUGUACUUGGUUAGUUUUAUAUCUCACGUGCAGUAAUUUUGGUCAGAUUUAAAGAUAACAGUUACAACGAUAAUUCGGAAAUAACUAUGGUAUUUUAAAAUUAAAAUUGGUUUUUUCAUAAAUUGGAUAACGUUCAUAUAAAUAUGCUAGAAGUAACAAUAACAUCACAAAAUAUUGUUAAUUACCUAUAUUAAAACUGUACUGUUCCAAUUAUAGACAAAGUACUAUAACUGAUUUUCAAAAAAUUUUAAACAAUAAUUAGGUUAACAUAAUAUUAUAUGUAAUAUAAGUAAUUUUUUUUAGUUCAUAAAUAUUGGAUAUGGUUUGUAUAAUAAUACAUUUGUAAUACAAAAAUGUGUUUAAUAAAUCAACUUUUCAAUACAAUUAAUUGGAUUCUACUGUAUAUGUAUUAUUAUACAAUUAAUUUUGACACAUAAUGUAUUAUAUGAGGUGUCCCACAAAGAUGUACCCAUUGUAAUAUCUCUGGAGAUAAUAAAGAUAAUCAAAUUUUGUUUUUUUAUAUUACUCACAGAGAUAAAAACUAAAAAUAUUUAUAUUGAAAUAAAUUUUUUAUGUUUUAAAAAAAAAACUUAAUUUUAUUAUUUUUGGAUUUUAAAGAUAGAAAUUUUAUAGAGUUUAUUCUUUUGAAAAUGUUGAUGCAUUAAUUUUUUAUUUUCAUUAAAUUUAUGAUUUUUAAUAAUUUUUUAAAUUGGAGAAAAGAAGCGUAAAGUCAUUUAGUAAUAUCUAAUAACAAUGACCAAUUCGCGAAUGCGAUGACAGCCUGCUAUAUAAUUAUAGGCACUUUUCUCUGAACUUUAAAAAAUGAUUAAAAAUCACAAAUUUACUGAAAAUAAAAAAUUGAUAUGUUAAAAUUUGUAGAGGAAUACUAAUAAUAAACUAUAAAAUUGUUAUGUUAUCUAGAAAUUUUUUAAAAAUAGUAAAAAAAAAGAGUAAUUCUUUAAGUUUUUUUUAUCAAAACAUAAAAAAUUAAUUGUAAUACAAAGAUUUGUAGACCUUAUCCCAGUGACUAGUGAGGAUUAUUAAAAAAAAGCAUUUAGUUAUCAUUAUUAUCUCCAGAGAUAUUACAAUGGGUAUAUCUUCGUGGGAUACCUUGUAUUUUUAGACUUGCAUAAUAUCAUUUAAAAUUAUAUUUUUCUUCUUUUUAUACACAUACAACAUAAACCUAAUUUGCAUUAUGAAACACCCAUGUAUGUAUGUAUACAUAUAUAUAUAUAUAUUGUAAGGAAAAUCAUUAUUUAUUAGUAUCUAGUUUAAUUAUUUUUUUUUUAUUGGUUGUUUAUUCUUCAAAUUCAGAAUGUAUUUUACAAAUUGAAAUUUGAAUACAAUUGAGACAUUGCACACAAUACUAGUACAUAGCACUAAAUAAUAUUUAAAACAGUUAAAUACCUAAUAACUUAUAAGUAAUAUUUUAUAGUCUACCUAAAAUACAUUUUUAAAAUGUAUAGGUAUCUAUAUAAUAUUAUUAAAGGUACUUUAGUAAUAUAAAUUGAUAAUUAAAUAUUAUAUUAGAUAAAAAAUAAAUGGAAUAUUGUGUGAACAGAUUAUUGGGCGACAAAAAUUGUUUGCUUUAUAUAAUGGCUUAGUACUGAAAGUAAAACGUCAAAAUAAUAAUAUUGGUAGUCUGUAGCACAGUUCAAGGACAAUACCUAAUAGUAUUUAUUAUUUAAAAACAUGUCUCAUAAUAAAAAAAAACUCCUGAGGUAACCUCUAUAGAUAAUAAUAGUUAUUAUUUGUUGCAAUAUGGAAUGGAUGUGAUAAUCAAUUAAUAAAGAAAUAAAAGUAAAGUAAAGUAAAGUAUUAAUAAUACUUUAUGUAUAAAAAAAAAUUUUUUAAAAAAUAUAUUGAUAUAAAGUGUUAAUAAUUUUUAUUUAAGCAACUACUUAAUUUUGGAUUACGCCAUCAUCAGGUAAUGACUAUGUUUAUUUUUAUUUUAAAAUUUAUAUUGUUAAUUUUUUGUUUUAAAUUGUUUGUGUAAACCAUCGUAUAACAUUGUUUAUCGCAAACUGAUUACGGCGUAAACCAAAACUAAGUAGUUGCUUAAAUAAAACUUAUUAACACUUUGUCAAUAUAUUUUUUAAACAAACAUUUUUUAUAUUUAAUUAAAUAAAAGUGUCAACAAAUUUCAAAUAUAUAAUACUAAUACUUUUAUACAUUUAAGAAUUUAAAUCUUAAGUAUUUUAUUGAAAUACAAAUUCUAUUAGUUCUUGGUCAAGGUCUUGGUAAAUAAUGAAAUUGGUUUACAUUAACAUACAGUGAUGUACGCAGGGGAAGGUAAGUGAUUAUAUUAUAUGUAUAUUUGGGUAGAGAAGAAGAUUUUAUGAUUAAUUCAUAAUUAUUAUUUGCUACAUCCCCCUCCCUCUUAUACAAUUUCUGGGCACGCCACUGUCAAUGUGACAUUAUUUACACAGGUACCGAAGAUGUGUUUGUAAUUUAGUAAAUUAAGUUUAAAUAAGUUAAUUACAGGUAUGUAAGUAACUAUAUCUAAUAUUGUCAUAACAAUAUACCAAAUAAAUGCCAAAUGAUAAAGACUGCUGCAAAGUGUAAAUUAAAGUAAAGUAAAGUAAAAAUUUGUUAUAAAUACCAAUUAUUUAAUUAUUGAUUUAUGUAAUAAGAAAAGAAUGUAUCUUUUUAAAUUAAUCACUGUUUUAAAUAAAAAAAAUAAAAAAAGAAGAAAGUUCCCUUAUUGGUUUAUUUUAGUAAUUGCAAAAGACUCUAAUUUUUAUCUAGUCUAUAAUUUCUUUUAUUUUUCUAAUUCAAUCACUGAUUAUUUGUAUUUAAAGUGAGUAGGAAGUUGAAAUAAAAUUGAACUUUUUUAAUAUUUUUGAAAUGGGAGGGUCAUUGUAAACUUUCAUGUUUUUUCCUAAUUAUUAAGAGAACUACUUGACAAAUCAAAAAUAUGACCUCAUUAUAUGUACCUACUAAAAAAAAUUUGCUACCAAAAACAACACUUAAAAAUGAUAAUAAAAGCAAGGUUUAUAAUAAAAAGUACUUAAAUGGACAGAAAAAAAAAACAGUAACCAAUUCAUUCCUUGUUUGCUCAGAACUAAAAGCUUCAAGAAGACAGUUACAUAUCUUAGUAUUAUUUAUGAUAAUGGUUUUCAUGUGCAGUGAUUUGCAGAGCUGUAGCUAAUAGUAAACUUAUAUAAUUAAAACUUUUAUAAUAUACUGAUAUUAAUGUUUAUUAUAUAAAUUAAUUAUCUAAACAUUUAUUUUCAGAUGCAAUCUCAACCACCUCCUAGUUCGGCAAUAAAAUUUAUUGAACGUCGUCGUAAAAAUGAAUGGCGCUGCUUGCUUUGUUGUCAUGUGAGGACUGGAACCAUUUUUCUUGGAUUAUGGCAUUUGGUACAAAAUAAAUAAAUAUACAUAAUUAUAGAAUAUUAAAUUAAAGAAAUAUUUUAUUACUUACUAUUUAUGUUUUUUUUUACAGAUGUUACAGCUACUUGCAAUAAGUACAAUGGGAGUGGUUUUACGACAUCCAGAUUUGUUAAAAAUAACAAGAACAUUGCCAGACCCUAAUGAAUUACCUACUGCUUUAGCUGAACGUAACAUGCCAUCUAUUAAUGAUAAUGCUGCUACUAUUGAUGGCUCUACAUUCUCAAACUAUGAACAAGAUGAUGGAAGUGAACCUGAUGAAAGGAAUGGACACUAUUAUACUAGUGCUACGUAUGGAAUGUAUGUCGGGCGUCCAAUACGUUAUGGUAAAAGUAAAUGUAUUCAUUUUAUCUUUAUUGUAAUGUAUUUGUUAAUUUAAUAUAAAUUUUUAUCAGUGUUUAUGACAUUAUUAAAAUCAAAUAUUAAAUUAGUAGAAAGUAAAUUAAAUAAUUGGUUAAUAUUGGGAUUUAAAAUAUGACAUUCUUUAGUUAUACAAACAUAACAUACAUAUAACAUAUAAAAAUUAAAUUGCUCGGAUAGAGCAGUUACAUUUAUUAUAUUAUAUUAAUUUAAUCUUAUAUUGAAAUCAAUCAUUUAAAUAAUUUUAAUUUGUGGUUAAAAUGAAAUGUUUAAAAAUUAUAUUAAUAAUGUGUUUUAUUUUUAUUUUUCAGAGGAAAUCAAUGUUGCUCUAUUUCUGAUAUUUUGCACAUUAACUAUUACUAUUGUCAUGAUUUAUGGUGCUAUUAAGGGAAAACCAAAGUUGUUAAUACCAUUCUUUAGUAUGCAAUUGUUUGAUUUAUUAGUGACUACGUGAGUAAAAUAUUUUAAUAGUAAUUAUUUUUAUAGUUUGAUUCAUUAUUUUAUUUUUUAGAUUGUCAACUUUGGGAUAUCUAUGUUACUUGCCAGAAUUUCAUCGUCUAGUGAUCCGUACCGAAUCCACCCUCUUCCCUGCUGUUUCUUCAAUAGAUUCUCAAUACAUAUCUUUGAUCAUUAUUUUUUGUUUGGUAUUUUCUGUUAUUUCAAAGGUUUGUAUAUUGAAAUUUACAAAUUAUUUUUGUUUCAGUUAUUUCUAGCUAAAAUAAUUGUUACUUAAUAAAUUCAUAGUUAUCUUCUAUUACCUAUAGAUAUAAAAUAAAGUGCCUUACAGUAUUUUUCAUUUUGGACACAUUAAUCUUGAGAACCAUUACAGGUUUGGACAUGGUUUUCAAUAUUAUGAUCUACACUUCUUGGGAAAGGUUUAAUUUGUAUUAAAAAUUGUUCUUUCACAUUUUGGAAUUAAGCAUUAAUGAUUAUAGCAAAUUAAGUCUGGGAGAAUUUUAUUUAUUUAUUUCUGGUUAUUUUGGUGACACAGAUGUUAAAAACAUAUAUUGGAACAUUAUUUUUGAGGAAGUAAAGCGCUUAUUUGAAAACAACUUAUGGUAAAUGUGAUAAUAUUGAGAAUGGGUGAUCAUUACAAUAAUGUUAAAGUGAAAUAGGGAAGAUGGAGGGAGAUGGGUAGGUUUUGGUUGUCUGUGAGUGAGGGGUAGCAGGAGUUUAUAGUUAUGGUGAUGGUAAUGGAUAGAGAAUAUGGACAAUAUCAACAGACAUUUAAUUUAACAUAGGCAAUGUUCAGGUACAGCUACAGUAAAACUUCAAUUAUUUGUCAUUCAAUUUCCGUCCAUCGUCAUAAUAGCAUUGUGGUAAUAAAAUAAUAAUAAUCAAAAUUUAACAUUGUACAUUUGUAUUAUGGGUAUACACGCACUUAUUUUUAUCUAUAAAUAAGUUAUUAUGUCAUGUUUCGUGUACCAUAUCAUCAUUUAUAUUCUGCUAUUAUGCAUUUAUAUAUGUGUUAAAUAUCUUAACAUACAUAUACUUUAUAAACUAUACAAUCUGAAUUUUUUUUUCUUUUAUCCGUCACCCUUUAAGUUCCGUUGUAGACAGGUAAUCGAAGUUUAACUGUAGUUACAAAACAUGUAAAAUAAAUGUAUUUUAAUAAAAUUAUAACUGACAUUGAUUCAAUUUAAAUGCAAUAUUUAAAUUAUUAUUUUAUAACUGUUAAUUAUUUAUUUAUUUAUGCAUGACAGAUUUGGCUUUUUUUUAAGGAACAUUUUAAAUAAUUAUAAAUAAAAGUAAAAGUAAGUAGUGAGUGGCAGUACAAAAGAUAUCUGAGCUAAACCGAGACUUCCCUUAAGAUAUUCGUUAUUUUUCCUUGACAGUUAAACCAAGAUUAUAUGAAAACAUUUUAUUUUAAAAUUUCAUAUUUAUUUUAUUUUAUUUACAUUUAACUGGUUUAAGUUCUUGUAACUAUUCAUACAUAUUGUAUUGUUCAUUGUUCAUUUAUUUCAGGGAUAUUUUGUUGCUGUCGUUUGGAGUUGUUACAGAUAUCUGACUUUAAAACGAGCUUCAGCUCAACCUACUAUUCACUAUAUAGAAUCAAACUUUGUUGUUCAGAACCUGUUACGUCCAGACUACGAUUUUAACAUGAAAAAGUUUCCUCCUCCACCACCUUCUUAUGCUGUUGCUGUCGGUGAAGAUACUGCUGGUCAUUCCGAAGCACCUCCUCCAUCAUACAGUUCUAAUUAAAUAGACCCAUAAUUCAAAAUUAUAUUUAUAGUUUCAUAACAUGUCUUUUUUUUUAAAAAUUACUUUUGAGUAAAAAAUAAAACAUAUAUCAUUAUAACAUUAUUAUAAACUAGUCCCCUUGGAAAGACUGCGGAGGUAAUUUGUUAUGGAACCAUAAAGGUAAGAAACGGUAAAUCAAAUGUUAAAGCCAUCUUAUUAUAUAUAAUCUAAUGUUACUUUUAUUCCUGUUAUUUAAAUUUAAUUGAUUUAUUUAUAUAAUUUUGUAUUUGUGGUGCAAGUGUUAGUUAUCCUUUUUUUUUGUAUUUUACUAUUUUUCUUAUUAUUUUGAAAUAAUUGUAUGAUAGUUUAUAUCCUAUCGUAAUAUCCAUGAAUGAAAAUUGCACUGAUAUUUGCCAAAUUGAUUGAAUUUAUUUAAAGUUCCUUGUUACUUUGUUUUACAACCCCUUUUUACUGUUUGAACCAAUCAAUUUUUGACAAAAUAUGUGUAUAGUGAAAAAAAAUAUUCCAGUGUUCUAAUAUUAAAAUAUUAUAAAUUAUGUAUCUUUUCAUAAAAUAAAAAUUAGGAAUGAUUGCUUAAUGAAUAGGGGAAAUAUUUGGUGUCAAGUAUAAUUUUUUUUUUAAAUUUAAAAAAUAAAAAAAGCAUUAGUAAAGAAGUGUAAUGUAAUAUUUUAUUUUAAAUAUGAAUAAAAAUUAUAUUACACUGAUUAUAUUUAUUACAGUAUUAUAAGUACUACAUUUACAACUACUAUUGUUUAUUCUUAGUUAAAAUAAAAUAUUAAAAACAUUUAAAUAGAAUUUAAUAGAUUACUGUAAUUGAUAUAAAUUCAUUAAUUGUGGUCAAGAGAUUUAAAUAUUUAAACAUGUAUUUAUUCAAAUACAAUUUAUAAGUAACAGAUUAAAGUAAAUUGGUAAUACAUAAAUUAUUUAGACAACAUUUGUGUGAUCCUUAAUGAGUUGAUAGAAAUAUCCUUUUCUGCUAAUCAAUGAAAAUAAUCUAUCUUAACUUAGGAGUCUGUGGAGGAGUCAAUUGGUCAUUGACCAUCUCAAGGUCAUAUUCUGUUAGUCCACUCAAAGACGAAAAAUACCACUAAAUAUGCAUACUACCCUAUAGAUUAUAAAUAAAUAAGUUUAGGGCAUUAAAAUUUUAAAAAAAACUUGUUAAUAAUCUAGUUGUCAAUAGUAUACUGAUUUAAAAUAAACUGACAUGAAUUAUUAAUAGUCAUAAUUUAUUGUUCCAUUCUAAUAUAUUUUAUUUUAAAUGCAU
Cinara cedri is the source of this 8841-nucleotide messenger RNA. The record is from the annotation of a GenBank genome assembly. NCBI's taxonomy places the organism in Eukaryota, Metazoa, Arthropoda, Insecta, Hemiptera, Aphididae.